CCUGGCUUGACGUGCAAUGUCUGUUCGCGUGAUUCCCUUUUUUUGUUUUCUCGCUCUAUCUGCUGCAAGGGUGUUUGAGUGUCCAUUAUCUUCGGUGGUGGACUUGCUUCAAGGGACAUGCGAAACGAGCCACCGUGCACCAUGUUCUCCAGGAAGUAUCACUGAUAAAGCUGCAUGUGUAGAGGAUCACAUGUUUAUUCCAGGGAUGGAUGAUUGUUAUGAGCCUCGACUGCCUCAUCCAUCUCCGAUGUCAUAUCGCCUUAAUGUUCGCUGCAUCACUUUUGUUCUCUUUCUUGAGCUUUUGAUUGCCGUUUGCGUGUUAUUUGUUCUUCAUUUCUUGACGACAGCCACGAUUGUAUGUUCAGCAGAAUGAUGUCUAAUUUAGGAGUUUGUAUCUCUUAUGACCCGAUCAUUCUGGGAAUGAGGGAAGAGG
Messenger RNA from Aspergillus saccharolyticus JOP 1030-1, 433 nucleotides. RefSeq lists its product as uncharacterized. NCBI's taxonomy places the organism in Eukaryota, Fungi, Ascomycota, Eurotiomycetes, Eurotiales, Aspergillaceae. The transcript has a single exon. The record is from RefSeq and is a predicted model, not a curated record. The coding region runs from base 17 to 373 and encodes 118 amino acids.